AUGGUUCAUAAAACAGGUGUUCAUGCAUGCCCUGAAUGCUCUAAAACAUUCACACGUCUCGAGUACGUCAAUCGACAUCGUCGUCUCAAACAUCUUGGCUUGAGACCCUGGAGUUGUCCUUGUGGUGUGAGUUACGCAAGAAGUGAUCUAUUGUGUCGUCACAAGCGAAAGUGUCCACAGGCUACCAGUCAAGCCACAAAUCCAAUCUCAGUCUCCCAGCAGCCUUCCAAUUUACCUAUCCAAAUCCCUCCUGGCCCACAUUCGAGCUUCGAGGUUUCUGGUCAACCAGAGUCAUUCAAUGAUGACAUGUACGGAGGGGCCUUACCACCGUCCUACGGUCAAGCUAUUGGAUACAAUCCUUUGCCAGCUCGGUAUGAUGCAUGGGGCCAGUUACCUAUGCCUUCAGCCAAACUCCCCGGUGACGAUCAUCGUUUUUCGUCACAAGACAAAUUUGAAUUUUCGACCCAACUAAACGAAUCCAACACUUUACCAUCGGUCAAUCAGUCUUCCAGCACAUCAACUGAUGACCAGUCGCAGUCAGAAUUCAAUCAUCAGAUCAUCUCCUCUGAAACCUAUCAAGACAAGGAAGAACAUACUCCCUCUAGCGUUUCAGAGAUAGGACACCCGGAUAGUUACGUAGUCCGAUACUCUGAUCCACAAUUCUUCAUCACUGAGGAGGAGAAAUCGAGCAAGUAUUACCUAAAUCCAUCCCUCUGGACGAUUGCAUUUAUGUGCCAAAAGGGCCAAGGGUUUACGAUUCCAACAGUAGGAACGUUAUCGAAGUACCUCCGGAAGGCUACGUAUGAUAUGCUUCCAUUGAUUCCGAUGAUUCAUGUCCCGACAUUCAAAGCAUCGAUCAUGUCAAUCCACCUUGGAUAUGCGCUCACGGUCGCUGGUGCAGCUACUGAUAGCUCUGAACAUGCUAUCGCAUUUGCAAAUCAAUCGCUGUUGUACAAAAGACCUCUAGUACAAAGAGAUUUUAUUUUGGAAUCCAACCCGUUUGACUUUAGAUUCGAGCUCCUCCAAACGCUUUUGACUUAUCAAUUCCUAGGCAUCUUUAAUAGACUUGAUCAUCAACGACAAAGAGCUGUAUUGUUCAAUGAUACCUUAGUCGAAAAUUUCAAAAAUCUUGCUCUUACUCGAAUCGUUCAAGAAGCACCUGAUUAUGUGAAACUUGUGCUUGAAGGCCACAUGCCUCUCGAGCUUGCUUGGCGUAGCUGGGCAAAGUACGAAACUCACAAACGAACGGUCUUUUUGGUUCUUAUGUCAGCGUACCAACUUUCCGAAACGCCUGGACUAAAUAUUCAAGAUGCGAAUAUCCCAUUACCAUGUCACGAAGAAGCUUGGACCGCACCCGAUCCCGAAUCGUGGUUAAUCGCAAUGUACAAACACACUUCUCAAUGCCGUCCAGAUCAAAUACCAUCAAUAGGAGAAGCAUCGAUCCCAUUACUUACAGAUGCAUUAGCAGCUUUAGAUUUAGGAAGCAAUUCAUCAACCGAUCUUAUUUCUAGUAAUAAUGAAACUACUUUGGAACUUGAAGGGAUUCCAAGAGGUGUUCCUACUUUAGCUUCGCCUACUAUGGAAAGCAUGUUAUGUCCUUCUCCUGUUACAAGAGCUGGUCAACUUACUUCUCCACCUGAAUUACGUAGAUUAGGUACAUUUGCUAAUCUUGUACUUGGACAUUGCAGAAAGAUGAAUCUUCAAAAUGAUCAAUUUAUAAAUAACGAUUUACGUAUUCAAGGAUAA
This is a messenger RNA of Melampsora larici-populina 98AG31, 1746 nucleotides long. RefSeq lists its product as uncharacterized. Gene Ontology annotation, biological process: regulation of transcription by RNA polymerase II. The coding region runs from base 1 to 1746 and encodes 581 amino acids. Lineage: Eukaryota; Fungi; Basidiomycota; Pucciniomycetes; Pucciniales; Melampsoraceae. The record is from RefSeq and is a predicted model, not a curated record. Gene Ontology annotation, molecular function: DNA-binding transcription factor activity, RNA polymerase II-specific; RNA polymerase II cis-regulatory region sequence-specific DNA binding. The transcript is spliced from 8 exons. Gene Ontology annotation, cellular component: chromatin.